Durusdinium trenchii is the source of this 2913-nucleotide messenger RNA. NCBI's taxonomy places the organism in Eukaryota, Dinophyceae, Suessiales, Symbiodiniaceae. The record is from the annotation of a GenBank genome assembly.
AUGUUGACCUACUUUGCGAGCGCGCGGGUAAAGGCCAAGAAGAAAGAGAAGGACACAGAAUCACCACAAGCCAAGCCGCAAGCGAGUCACAGUGGGAGUCAAGCACCGAGCCACACGAGUCAAGGUCCUUCGAAUGCCCGGGCACGAGGAGAAGAAGCGCGAAUUGAGGAGAGGAAGCGUGAUGAACGAGAUGAAGAGCGCCGAAGGGAAGCCGAGAGCCGAGAUGCCGAGAGCAAAAAAGCCGAGAUGCCGAGGGAAAAGCGGCCACCGUACGGACAGCGCACGACGGCCAGCGCACUCCAUGCUGCCCCCAGUGCUCCACCAGCGGAUGGAGACGUCACGUGUGGUCCAAAAAAGAAGGAGCACGGGAAAGCUAAAGCACUACCGACUUUCUCUAAACAACCGCCAGCACAUCCUCCAGCUGUGCCUCCUGCACAGCCUCAGCAGCUUCCACCUCCACCCGAGAAAAAGACCCAUCCGCAGCAACAACCACCUGCGCACCCACCCUUGCAGCCACCCACCCUUCCACCGGCACAGCCACCUGCGCAAACGCCGGCGCCGCCAGCUGUCCCACUGAACUCCAUGUGGGCAGACAACAAGUCGUCAACUGUGGACUUCGUGGGUCAGCCACCUGCGGCAGAAGAUUCAACAGCCAUGGCACUGCCACCACCUCCUUCCAUUCCACCACCACCUGCCCCCUGUGGCUCCCUCGUGACGAGUGUGAAGCCAAAAGCCAUAAGCCCAGCUCCUCCUGCCGAGAUGGAUCCAAGCAUGAGGAAUAUUCAGCGUCCUCCUCCCGGAAUCGACCUGGGCCUGUUGUUGACAGGGCCUGCCCCAGGACUAUCGCCGCAACCUGUCCUGCCUCCCCCGGGCAUUGCCAACGCUUUUCCUCCCGACUCAGCCCUGGCCCCUGCAGAGGCAGCCGCUGUUUCAGCCGUCCAAGGUUUGGGGACCGACAGCUUUUUCGGAGGAACUGGGUUGGGAGCUCCCGGUUUGGACUUUGGAGGUUUGCAGCCCGGAAAUGGCCUGGGUGCCAUUGGAUUUCCACCUGGCAUUUCGCCAAAGCAGCCAAUGCCGCCUCAACGAGCACUGGGGCUACAGCGGGUGCCAUGGGCUGUCUUCCGAUGCAGCGAUGGCUCCUCCUCCACUGGCUCCACUUCGGACCCCGACGUUGCCAGCUCUGCAGUUCUCCCUCAAAUUCAGAGCCAGCUAGAGAGCAUCAAGCAGCAGACACAGGCGCUGGAAGAAGCUACGCGUCAGCUUCGCGAACAAGAGGCGCAGCUCUCCAGCCAGGCAGCUCGCCUCACUCUUUUGGAGAAGCAGGUGGACGAUCGCUUGACAUCCUUGGAGGGCAAGGUCGCCCGGAUUGAGACCAGCGAGGAGCAGCACUACUCGGAGGUGAAAGCUGCAUUGGUUAGCAUCCGGGAGGGCAAUGAGCGCGCGGCUGAAGUUCAAGCCCAGGAGGAUGCACGACGCAAAGCUAGAGAAGAAGAGGAACGUCGGCAAGCGGAGGAGGCAGAGGAGCAAAGACGCCGCGAGAGAGAGGAAUUGGAAGCACAAUUGGUAGAACAGGAAUUGGAGCGACAAAAAAAGGAACAGGAGGAGGAGGAGCGCCGUAAGAAGGAGCUCAGCGAACGUCAGCAGAAGCAAGAGGAGGAACUUAUCGCCCAGAAGGCUGCAGCUGCUGCGGAGAAAGUUGCAGCAGAGAAAGCUGCUGCAGAGCGAGCUUCCGCAGAGAAGGUCGCGUCAGUUGAGGUGGUUCCACAGGCAGAAGUCGUAGAACAACCAGAAGUCACCCAGGCCCCGGCGCGAAGCAAUCCACUAAACCGGCUCACCAACGCACAGAGGAACCAGUACAAGAAUUCCAAGAAGAAGUUGAAAGAAAUUGCUGAUGUCCAGGAGCAGUUGGAUGCCAAGAAGGUGAAGUUCUUCAGUUUGCCAGAUACUGUGCAAGAAAAGAUGAGGCGAAAGCCAGAGUUAGAGAGAGAUGUCGCCGAGUUGGAGCGCUUGGCUGAGGAGCUGGAACAAGAAGCACAGCAGGCCGAACAAGCCCCAGAAGAAGAGGCAGCAGAGGAGCCACUUGCUGAGGUUGAAGAUGCUGCAGAGGAGGCUGAGGAAAAGGAAGGUGGCGAAGGCCAGAAUGCAGAGAAUGAUCCCGAGGAGCAGGAGGAAGAAGAAGCAGAGGACCCAGAAAUACUGGCAGCACGUGCGGCUGAGGAAGCAGCUGCUGGAGCCGCAGCUGCUGCUGAAGCCCUCGAGAUUGAAAAGCAGGCACUUGAAGAAAAGAAGCAGGCUCACCAGAAAGAGAAGAGGGGCCUCUUGAAGAAGAUCAGAGAUAUUGAGUCAAUAGAGGCCACAAUGCGGGAAAAGGGGCAAACGGUCGCUGAUUUAUUGCCAGAAAGGCAGCAGAAGGUCGCAAGAAAAGCUGAAUGGACCGGCGGUGUGGCGGAAUUGGACCGGACCAUCGCAGAGGUGGAAAGGAAGCUGCGUGCCUUGCAACAGUGUGACGAGGAGGAGCCCCAAGAGCCCGAGGAACCUGCUCCGGCUGCUCCAGAAACAGAGGAGGUUGAAGCUCCUCAAGAUUCUGUUGUAGAGACCGUGGAAGAGAAGAAGGAUGAAGCCGAAGCCGUCGCGGAAGAAGAAGAAGAAGAAGCUGCGGCAGAAUCAGCACCUGCUGAAUCUGCGCAAGAUGCUUCAGUUGGCGAUCGGUCACCGGCAGAAGAAGACGAGGCGGCACCAAAGAGUAAGCCCCGUGCUAAAGGCAAAGCUGCACCAAAGGCAAAGAAAAAGGCAAAGAAGACAGCAGACAAGAAAAGGAGUGAUUCGGCAGAAAUCGAUGCGCUUGCUCGGGGCAUUGCGGACGAUACGCAGGCUGACAAGAAGAAAGGACUUUUGUCGUUUUUUGGGCUUUGA